Molecule: messenger RNA, 1662 nt
Organism: Molossus molossus (Pallas's mastiff bat)
Lineage: Eukaryota; Metazoa; Chordata; Mammalia; Chiroptera; Molossidae
Product: glycerol kinase-like
Exons: 1
Coding region: 1-1662 (553 amino acids)
Biological process (GO): glycerol metabolic process; glycerol-3-phosphate biosynthetic process; triglyceride metabolic process
Cellular component (GO): mitochondrion
Molecular function (GO): glycerol kinase activity
Source: RefSeq, a predicted model, not a curated record
AUGGCAGCUGCGAAGAAAGCAGUUUUGGAGCUGUUGGUGGGGGCAGUGGACCAGGGCACCAGCUCCACACGCUUUUUGGUUUUCAAUUCAAAGACAUCCGAGCUACUUUGUCAUCAUCAAGUGGAAAUAAAACAAGAGUAUCCAAGAGAAGGAUGGGUGGAACAAAACCCUAAGGAAAUUCUGCUGUCUGUCUACGAGUGUAUAGAGAAAACAAGUGAGAAACUUCAACGGCUCAAUAUUAACAUUUCCAACAUAAAAGCUAUUGGUGUCAGUAACCAGAGGGAAACCACUGUGGUCUGGGACAAGAUCACGGGGGAGCCUCUCUAUAACGCGGUGGUGUGGCUCGACCUCAGAACCCAGUCUACCGUUGAGAAUCUCAGUAAGAGGAUUCCAGACAAUAAUAACUUCGUCAAGUCCAAGACAGGCCUUCCCCUUAGCACUUACUUCAGCGCCGUCAAAGUCCGUUGGCUUCUCGACAACGUAAGAGAAGUUCAAACGGCUGUUGAGGAAGGGAGAGCUCUUUUCGGGACCAUUGAUUCAUGGCUCAUCUGGAAUAUGACAGGAGGAGUCAGUGGAGGUGUCCACUGCACCGAUGUGACAAAUGCAAGCAGGACGAUGCUUUUCAACAUUAAUUCUCUGGAAUGGGAUAAAGACCUCUGUGAAUUUUUUGAAAUUCCAAUGAACAUUCUUCCAAGCGUCCGAAGUUCAUCAGAGAUCUAUGGCCUCAUGAAAGUUGGGACCUUGGAAGGCGUGCCAAUAUCUGGGUGUUUGGGGGACCAGUCUGCUGCAUUGGUGGGACAAAUGUGCUUCCAGGAUGGACAAGCCAAAAAUACCUAUGGAACAGGCUGCUUCUUACUAUGUAAUACAGGUCGUAAGUGUGUGUUUUCAGAGCAUGGCCUUCUGACCACAGUGGCCUACAAACUAGGCAGAGACAAGCCCGUAUGCUAUGCACUGGAAGGUUCUGUCGCUAUAGCCGGUGCUCUCAUUCGCUGGCUAAGAGACAAUCUCGGAAUUAUAAACAGUUCAGAGGAAGUUGAAAAACUUGCUAAAGAAGUAGGUACAUCUUACGGUUGCUAUUUCGUCCCGGCGUUUUCAGGGUUAUAUGCUCCUUACUGGGAGCCCAGUGCGAGAGGGAUCAUCUGUGGGCUCUCUCAGUUCACCAAUAAAAGCCAUAUUGCGUUUGCAGCAUUAGAAGCUGUUUGUUUCCAAACCCGAGAGAUUUUGGAUGCCAUGAACCACGACUGUGGAAUUCCACUCAGUCAUCUGCAGGUAGACGGAGGAAUGACCAACAACAAAAUUCUUAUGCAGCUACAAGCAGAUAUUCUGUGUAUCCCAGUCGUGAAGCCCUACAUGCCAGAAAUAACUGCUCUGGGAGCUGCCAUGGCAGCAGGGGCAGCAGAAGGAGUUGGGGUUUGGAGUCUGGAACCCAAGGAUCUGACAGCCUUCACAAUGGAGCGGUUUGAACCCCAGAUCAAUGCUGAGGAAAGUGAAAUUCGUUAUUCUGUCUGGAAGAAAGCUGUGAUGAAGUCAAUAGGUUGGGUUACAACUGAGUCUUCAGAAAGUGGUGACCCUAGUAUCUUCUGUAGUCUACCCUUGGGCUUUUUUAUAGUGAGUAGCAUGGUAAUGUUCAUUGGAGCAAGGUACAUCUCAGGUAUCCCAUAA